CGGUGCCGCUGUCCGGAGGGUCGAGGCCGCGGGGACCUGUUCCUCCAACCGGCGGGUGAAUGGCGGCCGUGGAUGAUCUCAAGUUCCAAGAAUUUGACGAUGCAGCUAAUUUGCUUGCAGCAAAUCCUGAUGCCACCACAAUAAGCAUCGAUGAGCCAGAAAUCCCCAAGAAUCAGCACGGCCGCCUGCAGGAGCCCAGGAGAGAAGAGGAUGAUGAGUUACUGGGAACCGAUGACUCCGAUAAAACAGAGCUGCUUGCAGGACAGAAGAAAAGUGCCCCUUUCUGGACGUUUGAGUACUACCAGACGUUCUUCGAUGUGGACACAUACCAGGCACAUCUGUCUGUUUUCACAGGUCCUGGACAGAAUCAAGGGUUCAGUUUUCCCAGUACCAGGGAAGAACUUUGUAAGGCUGUAUAUCCGCAGCAAUCCCGACCUUUAUGGUCCCUUUUGGAUAUGUGCCACGCUCGUCUUUACCAUUGCUGUUAGUGGCAAUCUCUCAAACUUCUUCAUCCAUUUGGGCAAACCAACGUACCACUACGUGCCCCAGUUCAGAAAAGUGUCCAUAGCAGCAACAGCCAUUUAUGCAUACGCUUGGCUUGUUCCCCUUGCUCUCUGGGGUUUCCUGAUGUGGAGGAACAGUAAAGUCAUGAACAUUGUCUCCUACUCGUUCCUGGAGAUAGUGUGUGUGUACGGCUACUCCCUCUUCGUUUAUAUUCCCACAGCGAUUUUAUGGAUCAUACCACAAAAAGUGGUGCGCUGGGUGCUGAUGAUAUUCUCCCUGUGCCUCUCUGGCUCUGUUUUGGUGAUGACCUUCUGGCCUGCUGUCCGAGAUGACAACCGCAGGAUUGCGCUGGCAACCGUGGGGACCGUGGUUCUGCUCCAUGCCCUGCUGGCUGUCGGCUGCUUGGCGUACUUUUUUGAUGCUCCUGAACUGGAUUUUCCUGCACCUAUCGUCCCUGCUCACAAUGCAACAACAGUAAUAACAAAGAACCUGUAAAUAAGAUCACAACACCCAUUUCUCCAUCUGUACAGCAACUUCAGGUUAUUUUUCCACUGAAGCCCAUGGGAAGUGCAGUAAGAAGGGAUGCUUUUGUACAAGAGGACAGCGAUGUCCCACGGAUAGAAGGACAUCUCCAUGUGUGCUGGACACUCGUUCCGUGAAGAGAGUGAACUGUUGAUCCUAAUCCUUUACACUACUUUGUCUUUAAAUCCUGCCUACGCUCCCCACACCUCUGAAUAAAGUGUCUGAAGGGGA
Messenger RNA from Pezoporus flaviventris, 1257 nucleotides. RefSeq names its product Yip1 domain family member 1 (gene YIPF1). Gene Ontology annotation, molecular function: small GTPase binding. The transcript has 9 exons. Lineage: Eukaryota; Metazoa; Chordata; Aves; Psittaciformes; Psittacidae. The record is from RefSeq and is a predicted model, not a curated record. The coding region runs from base 151 to 999 and encodes 282 amino acids. Gene Ontology annotation, cellular component: Golgi apparatus; membrane. Gene Ontology annotation, biological process: vesicle-mediated transport.